AUGGUAGCUAUUCGAAGUAUAUCACUGGCAAUCGCCGUUGUCACGUGCACGCUGUUUUGGGCGUCGACCAUUGGCGUAGCCUGGGUGAAGAACAAAAUGUAUCCUGACUCUUCCAUAGGUAUAUGGAGAAUAUGUGUUCCUAUUCAUGGUUGUUCAUCUAUUUCUUAUGAUGAUUCUACAGACGUCUGGCAUAACGCAGUCAGAGCUUUCGUAUGUUUGGCUAUCAUAGCGAACUUUGUCGGAAUCGGAUUACUCGCCGCUGGUUUUUGGUCGCCAAAGAUUCGAGGAAUCAUAGCUACGUUUCCUAUGUUUUUAGCGAGUCUUUUUGAAAUUAUUGCUUUAUCCGUGUAUGCUGGAAAAUUCGAGUUACCCGAAGCCCAUCAAUUUGGAUGGAGUUUUAUUUUGGGCUGGGUUGCUAGUGUGUGCGCUAUUGCUUCUGCAAUUUUAGCCAUUUUCUCGGAAAAAUAUUAA
Molecule: messenger RNA, 471 nt
Organism: Hydractinia symbiolongicarpus
Lineage: Eukaryota; Metazoa; Cnidaria; Hydrozoa; Anthoathecata; Hydractiniidae
Product: lens fiber membrane intrinsic protein-like
Exons: 1
Coding region: 1-471 (156 amino acids)
Cellular component (GO): plasma membrane
Source: RefSeq, a predicted model, not a curated record